Trichoderma asperellum CBS 433.97 is the source of this 1017-nucleotide messenger RNA. RefSeq lists its product as uncharacterized. Gene Ontology annotation, molecular function: oxidoreductase activity. NCBI's taxonomy places the organism in Eukaryota, Fungi, Ascomycota, Sordariomycetes, Hypocreales, Hypocreaceae. The record is from RefSeq and is a predicted model, not a curated record.
AUGGUUUCCCGCUCGAUCAUCACCUCACUCUCCCUUGCGGCGGCAGCAGCCGCAAGUGCCCUCCCCCGUGCCGGCAGCGCCUGUACAAGCCCAGCCGUCCGCAAGGAAUGGCGUGAGCUUACCAGCAACGAAAAGGCUGAGUAUCUCCGUGCUGCUGUGUGCCUGCGUAAGCUGCCUAAGGAGAAGUACGCCGACAUCGAUGCCGUCACCACGCGCAUGGACGACUUGGUGUACACACACUUUACCCUCAACACGGAAAUCCACUUCGUGGCCAACUUUCUCCCAUGGCAUCGCUGGUAUGUGCAGCUGCACGAAGACCUGCUACGCACAGAGUGCGGCUUCACCGGUACACAGCCAUACUGGGAUUGGAGUAUUGACGCCGAUGCCAAGGACAUGCCUAAUUCACCUCUCUUUGACCCUGUCACCGCCUUUGGUGGCAACGGCAAAAAUACCGGCAGUGAUGAGCCAGGUUUCCAGCGCUGCGUGGUCGAUGGUCCCUUUGCCAAUACGAACCUGACGCUGGGUAUGGGGUGGCCCAAUUUGAACGAUCCCGGCAACCGCUUACACUGUUUCACGCGCGCGUUCAACGGUGGUGAGGGCAACGAUGAAAACGGCGACCUCAUUAUUGGCGAUAUGCAAGCAGGCGCUUACAACUCCAAAGUCAUGGAUACCAUCUACGCCUUUGAGAAAUUUUCCGAAAUGGCCAAUAUGCUCGAGGGGUUGCCGCACGCACAGAUCCACAGCGUCAUCUUUGGCGAUAUGGGCCCCGCCACCUCACCUAAUGAGCCUCUCUUUUUCCUGCACCACGGCAACAUUGACCGCGCUUGGGCUAAGUGGCAGGGCCGCAACGCCACCCGGCUAGCUGAUUACACAGGUUUCCAGGACCGCAACAAAGCUAUUCAUGCUUCAAUUAACGACCCCAUGCCGAUCCUGGAGCUCGCUGAUACCGAACCUAUCGUCAAGGACUAUAUGGAUAUCCAGGCUGGCCCUCUAUGCUAUACCUACUCGUCCAUGUAA